CAUCUAAAAACGCUUCAAAAAAAUAUCUGCAAUCAAAGCGUGGUACUUUAUCGAAGAAUGAGUGAGAUGAAAACGUUUUAAAAAAGGAGAAUAUAGAUGAGGUAAGUGUUUAUGUUUACCAAGUUUUCUUAUAAGAAAUGUAAUGCACGUAGUUACCGAUACUUAACUGAUGUGACUAUAUGUGUUCACUUGAAGAUAUUGGACAAGAAAGAAACUUUGGAGUUCAAGGUAAGUGUUCACCAGCUUUUCAAUUUAAGAAAACAAGAAAUAUAACGUCGUCAACUGCGUAUAAUCAACUCAUUGUCGUCUCGCACUUGGGUCCAUCGAUAAUGUUGUCGCCGUGGGCACUAUAUUUGAAUCUGGGAGGAAGGAUGGAAACGUGAAAGUGUCCAUAGACGUGGUUGUUGAUGACGACUCUCGACUUCCAAUUCCGAUGCAUGGAGGAAAUGAUAUUCUCUCGCAAGAAAUAGGUUCACAUAUAUUAUUGCCACAAAGUCUUGUCAUAUACGAUAAUGAGAAGGAAAUAAAACAUUCGAGGGAGCUGUUCAGUUUGGCAAGUGGAAAAUCUCCAACACAACCUGCGCCCGUUAGUCAAACAUGUUUAACUCGUGAGAUAAACUACAUUGGAAGGGCAAUUCAAAUGAUUAUAUCCAAGGAUGUGUUCGGUCAUGAAUAUAAGUUGUUUAUCAUGGUGGAGGAUGUACAGAAGUUGUUUCAUAUGGAACCGACAACUACUCCGUGCAUUGAUGCCUACAUGACGUUCUUACAUAGAUCGUUGGGCAAUGAAAAUGAAUUAAGCCCGUACAAGUUUCUAGAUGUUGGGGCCAUUUCCAUAACUAAUCUGUCUAAAGAAAAUCGCGUGCAAGUAUUUGAAGGGAUGUGAUUCCCAAAGCAGAAGCAGAUCUUCGUUGCUGAUUUUCGGGAUACAAAAUUGAAUUUCAAAGAAGGAAAAUGCAGGGGAAACCAAAUACCUUUGAAUAACUUUUCUUCUACGGUUUCCCACGAACAACACCGCUACGUCUUCCUCGCUAUCCUCUUGGGUCUCGGGAUCGUGCUUGUGGUAGCACCUUGAUCGAAGACAGGGAGAGAUUGAGAGAAUUUUGAGAGAAAAAUGAUGGGAGUUUUUUUCUUUUCUGUUCUGUAAAAACCCCUCUUCCCAUUCUCCAACACUUGAAGAAGAAGAAGGGUGACGUGGGGUAA
Messenger RNA from Momordica charantia (bitter melon), 1200 nucleotides. NCBI's taxonomy places the organism in Eukaryota, Viridiplantae, Streptophyta, Magnoliopsida, Cucurbitales, Cucurbitaceae. The record is from RefSeq and is a predicted model, not a curated record.